AUGGAGGCUCUGCUAAAAAACCUCAAAAAGUACGUUGAGUGUUCGAUUUGCUUAGAAAGUUUCACCGAGCCGAAAACCAUAGCGUGUCUUCACACUUUCUGCUGUGAAUGUCUGAAGAAACAUGCGCUUACGAGUCAGAGAGAUGGUCAGUUUCGCUGCCCUGAAUGCCUGACACAAAUUGCCAUUCCCGAAGGAGACAGAUUCGAUCAGUUACCGACCAGUUUUCUGCACAACAGCUUAUUAAGCCUUCUCGCUUUUCAGCAAAGUGGCGAUGGAAGUCAGAUCAGUUGCAAAGUUUGCACGAAAAAGAGCGCUGAAUUAAGUUAUUGUUUCGGCUGCGAGAUGUUGCUUUGUCAAGGGUGUCUCCAGGCGCAUGAGAUGUUUCAAACUACAGCUUUCUCAGGACACAAGGUAACGUCGGUCAAACAGUUUCAAGUAGAAGAUUACGAAGCUUUGUUAAAGAGAAAGGCAUUCUGCGCUGAGAAGUACCACGAGAAAGAGGUAACAAGGUUUUACUGUCGCGUCUGCGAAACUUGUAUUUGUCAAAUAUGCUUAAGUAUGGAACACAAGACUCAUGAAAUAGAGCUGCUCGACAAGGCAGCGGAUGAAGAAAGAGCCAAAAUCUUGGCGGGAGUUGAGUCAAUAAAACAAAAACACCAAGCAAGCAGCGACAUUAUCCGUCAAUUAGAGGAGACAGCCGCCAAUCUUGAAGCUAAUAUCGCAAGGGCUAAACGCCAAGUGUCUCAAUCAGCGAAGCAAAUGAUCACUGUGAUUCGCGAACGCGAGCGCGAGACAAUUACUACGCUCGAGAACACACGCGUGUCACGAAAGCAAAAAUUGGAUGAAGUGAAGAAACAGGUUCAACAGUUGGAAAAACAGUUUAAACAAGCAGCAGAGUUUGCGACUGAGUUGGCGCAGAGAAGUUCAAGUGCAGAUAUAAUGAGAAGUAAAGGGAAUUUAGAGGAACGAUUAGAAGAGCUUGGCAAAACUCAGUUUCCAAAAAUCCCAGCUAAUUCGUUUGUAAAGUUCGUUUCAACUUGUGAGCUAGAUAAUGUGAGCCUCGGCAAAAUAAGAUCCCGUUCCGAGACAAACCCAAUUAGAUCAACAAUUGAAGGACUGAAACAAACUUUCCAAGCUGGAGUAGAAGCAGAGAUAUCAAUUUGCUCUCAAACACGCGAGGGGCAAUUCAGUAACCGACAACCUGAAGAUCACGUUGAAGUUCAAGUUGAUCCUGCUGAACAACUGGCAAGUUUGAUUGUCAAAGAACAGGCAGGGGGGAAAUUCCAGGUUAAAUUUGUUCCUAAACUUCCAGGUUCUUACAACAUUUCGACAAAGAUAACCGGCGACAACCUUGAUCAGAGUCCCUUCACUAUAAGGAUACAGGAACGCAAACUUGAAAUUGUGGGCGAGUUAGACUUGAAAAAUGAAAGUAUGAAAAUUCCAGCUGGUGUUGCUGUAAGUGGUAAGGGAUUAAUUGCCGUAGCAGACUAUUCCAAACACUGUUUUCUGGUGUUUGACAGCAGAGGAAAGUUUAAUCGAUUAGUUGGUUGCUAUGGGGACAAUCCGGGAGAGCUGAACAGUCCCAUUGAUGUAACAUUCAUGAACGAUGAUGAGAUCCUAAUAGCAGAUGAAUGUAAUCACCGAAUACAGCAGUUUAAUGUGCAUUCAGGGAACUUUGUGAACAGCUUUGGACGAUAUGGUACAGGAGACGGAGAGUUUCGGCAUCCUGUCAGUGUCUGUAUGGAUGGGAAAGGACAUGUUAUUGUAGCUGAAUAUAACAACCACCGGGUACAGGUGCUAACAAAGGAUGGUAUUCCUGUGUUGAAAUUUGGAGAUAGAGGCCCAGAAAAACUCUGCUUUCCUGUCGGCUGCGUCUAUUACAAGAACACCUUUAUUGUUGCCGACAGUGCAAAUGGUUGUUUAAAAGUGUUUGAUUGUUCAGGAAAAUUUUUACGUAAGAUUGGAAAAAAAGGUGAAGGAGCUGGGCACUUUUUAAGACCGUGGAGAUUGUGCGUAGACAAAUAUGAAAAUCUCGUGGUCAGCGACAAAGACAGUGGUGACGUCAAACAAUUCAAUAUUAAAGGUUGCUUCACUGGAGCUAGCUUCAAGCUUAAAGGACCAUCGGGGGUGGCCACCAUGUCUGACGGUCGAUUCUUGACAGCCGAAUCACUGACAGGGAGGAUCAUUUUUCUUAAAUAGAAAGCGACCAUUCAAGACCUUUUCGUAAUGGCGGUGGCGCACGAGAAAUUUGGUCGUAGCAGGUGUGGUAUGAGCUCGAGAUGAUAAGUGGUGCGCGAGGGAGAGAGGAACAUACGCGAAUCCCAACGGCAUUUUUUUUUUUUUCAGCUUUGAGCGAAAAUAAAUAAACUUGCCGAGUGCGAGAAUGAUAUGUCCGAACGAUAAAUUUUGCAAGUUACUAUUCACGUUAAACUUUGGCAAAAAAGUCGAUAUCAGGAAAACUGGUGUUUUGAAUUAUUUUAGCUUUUUAUUUUGUUUUAAGCCAGCACUAAAGACACACCUAUUAAAAAAAGACUUUUAUUGAUCCCCAUAAUAUUUUUGUUUAGGGGAUGUCUUGAUUGCACUCAUGAUUUUUAUUAAUACUAUUACUAAUUCUUCACUAAUACAGUGCAGUCAGUUUAUUCCAAGUUUAAAAAAAAGACUUUUAUUGAUUGCCAUAACAUUUUUGUUCAUUGGGAUAUCUAGCCUGCAGUGCAGGCGUUUUCUUCGGGCGCGCAAAUGUUUUUACUCGCGAAAGCGCCAUGUAGAAACCGAAGAGAGUAGGAAAUAGGGCGAGUCAAAGGGAGCGGGGAGGGGACGGGGAGAGAGAAGAGAAAACGCCUGCCCGAAAACACUGUGAAAAUGAUAAACACCCCUAAUUAGUCGCGCGAGACCGCUCUUCCCGAAGAGAGUAGUCGACAAUAACAAAACAACAAAACAGUCACUCCAGUCCGAAGACUAGCAUUGUCUUAAGAAAAACAAGCUGGAGUUUAUCAUUGUUUUUAUCUUGACUGAGUCACAAUGUAAUUCUCCACAGCUGAUGAAGCUUCAGUUCAAGCUGCCAUUUAUUCUUCUAAAUUCAUAUCUGUAAAUCGCUAUCCGUGAGAGUUUAAAAUCCUACAAACAAAUUAAAAAACUAACGAGCUGAGCCCAGUGUGAUACAACAUUGCACGAAAACAUCACAUUCUCGGACUAGAAAGAAAAUCGCUUAGUUAUUCUUCUUAUUAUUAUUAUUGCUGAGGCACUUUGGACAAAAUAAAGAACCUAACAGCCUUAUUUAGCCACAAAAAAGAGCUUUACUCUUUAAAAGAGGUCAAAGAAAACGCUGUCGCGUCAGAGGGCUAAUCAUGAAGACCAGAAAUCCAAAAACCACUGAAAAUCAAUAAGCGUAUCAUGACCUCUCAGUUUGAAACAAGCACCCCUCCCCCCCUUCCUUUAUUCGCCCUAGCACCUACCCUUAGGGUUACUAUUUGUACUCUCCCCAAUCUUACAUUGAUGGCAGCUACAACAAUACGAACACGAACAAGGUUUCGCCCACCCGAAAUACGCCUGCACUGCAGGCUAGGGGAUGUCUUGAUUGUUCCUAUGAUUUUCAAUAAUACUUUUAUUGGUUCUUCACUAGUGCAGUGCAGUCAGUUUAUUUCAAGUUCAAAAACGCUCAUUUUCAAAAAGUAUAUUAGCUUUGUGCCUUAUAAACAGGCCUUCAUCACCGAAAUGAUUGUCUUCAAAGUAGCCAGGUGACAAUACUAAAUGAAUACAGUGAAACCUGUAUUAAGCGGCCACCCUUUCUUAAAAUCAGGGCCCUACACGGGCCUAAAAAAGCUUGAUUUUCGGCCAACUCUUGUCGAACCUACAUGAAAGAAAGCAAAAAGUGAGAAAACCUUGCCAUACAUUUUUUCACAUCUCCAACCAACAGUAAACUGAUUGAAGUAUAACAAUCUUUCUUGGGCUUAACUCUAUGUUUUCAAUGUCGCACUUAAUAUUAGCACCGAACUGAUAACGAAUGUGGGCCAAAUUUUGGCCAUUUUCGCAGUGGUGUUUUUCAAACGUGCGUGGUUCAUUUUUAAAGAAAAUUAUUGUACCAAUAGCCUGUUGUACCUUUAUUAAAAUACAGCAAACUUAAAAUUGGUAUCUUUAGGUAAAUUGCUAUGGCCGGCGUCGAAAGUAACACUAAAAUGCCAUCAAGCAGAAAUUUUUCCCGCGAAAUUUUCAGAGAAGAAAUAACAUAUAAAAAUAUUUGUCUGAACGGUAAGUCGAAAAUUUACUAGAUCGAGAUAAUCAGGUUGUUUAAUUACCUGUGGAAGAGUAUUUACGUCUAAAAAUCGACACAGGUAAGCGUUUAACCUCUUGAAACACCCCUUAUACAAAACGGAAUUUUUUUCCGCCAAAAAAAUAUUUAUGUGACACGCUGCAGUGAAUCCCCGCGGAUUUAUUCUCCGCAAAGUUCGACCUUCAGUAAGGUAAAAAGAUAAAUAUAUCAGACUAGCCGUCUUGUUUUGUCUCUAGUGGUACAAACUAUUAUGACCUUUUUUAAUGCUUUUUCACUUGCUUUUGCCUCAUAAUAUAUGUAACCCAAAUGUAAGACUUCAAGCAGUGCUAUGGCAGAUAUUUCAUCGCCCAGUCUAUGAUAAUCGAUGAGGCUUGAUUCUUCGUCAAUCUGAGUAAGAGCGUUCUGUUUUGCUUCUUCUUGAUUAACAGAACGAAGCAAAUGUGCUUUCCAGGCUUGAACUGCUCGAAAGCACUCUUUAUUUUCGAAGUCUAUUCUUGCUUUCGUUUCGUUUUCGUCUCUGAUGACUAACUCAUCGAUCUUCUUUAAUAUGUCCCGAAAUCUGGAAUCAAGAGAAGAAGACUAUACAGCAGCUUCCUGUAAAACAAUAGUUAGAUGAUGAAUAACCAUUACCAGCCGAGCCUUGGUCCGAUAGUUGAGUUCUUUGAGACGAACUGACCAUCUCCGCCUUUAUUAUACUGCGUUUAUACGUAUUUGCACUGUAAGCACUUCUCCUAUUCUGAAGUUUCACUAUUGGCCCUAGAUAAUAGCAAACUAUUUGAUGACAUCCCUUGAACCAGGUAGUGGACUAAUGAAUCCUAACAUCAGUAGCCUGGUACAGGGUUCAUCAGUGGCGGAAAAAGGCGAAAAAUAAAUCAGCAAGGGCAAAAAAAAAAAAUCGACGAGUGAAGCGAGCUGAGCGGUAGUCUGGGAUGGGGAAAGGAUGGCGCCCUGUUUCACUUCGUUUUUUGCCUCUACCUUCCACUGCGGAGCAUAGACCCAGGCUAUAACGUUAUUCAUUAUGCACACCUUAACUCAUGCAAACGAACUCAUGUUCUUCACAAACUAGUCAUUACCACAUACGCCUAAUUGCAAUAACGUUGUCAUAGAAAAAAAAACAAAAAGCAAAAAAGCCAAAUAGGAAUAAAUUAGCCAUGUGAUUUACAUUUGCGUAUUUUAAUUCAGUAUUUAACAAUUAUUUAAGAAUUCAUUUACAAUUGCAAGAGAUGAUUCUGUAAUUCCGCGCUGUAAGAUAAACAGGCGCCAUAGUCAUUUCAGAGCCAACAUUCUCCAUCAAAAGAAGUCGCACAAUUCGAGAAAGAAAAAGGUAAAUUGACGCGAGCAAUGUUAUGUCUCAGUUGUCGCACGUUCAGUUGCCAAUCUUUUAUGUCCUGACAAACGAAGCUUGGUUUGUGGCUCAGGUGAGGAACUGGCGGAGGACCCCCUCACCCUCUCCACAAUGAAAAGUCCUGCCUACGCCCCUGAUUUGUUGCUUGAAAAUUGUGAUCAGAUGGUGUUGUGCACUGCAAACCAUACGCAGACUGGCUUUUCUAUUUAGCACUAAUCUAAAACACGCGUUGAGUUCCUGGAAUUUACCCCAGGCUUUGGUAGUUAUCCGAUGUGCUUUGUAAUUCGAGCACGUAUGAAAUUCGCUAGAUGAUUCAGCCUUGAAUUGCAUGAGAAUGACAGUAAGAAACUGAUGCAAAUGAUUUCUCUCAUAUUACGUGAUUAAUAUUCAGCUGUAAGCGUGUGUGUUGUGAAUGUUGAAAGCUAUGAUAAUUACAUGCUAAUUAAUUCCUAUUUAACUUUUUGCUUUUUGCUUUUUUGCUUUUUUCUAUGACAACCUUAUUGCAAUUAGGUGUAAACUCCACUUAAGUUAUUCCCCAGAAAAUACAUAAUGUAAACUAAAGCGUAAAAUAUGCAGCAACCCAUCAAAGAAGAAAAUGUUUGCUUCAUUUUGUAGGAUUAUCGCAUUUUCAAGAUGGGGUCACCGCGGUUUUGAGUUCCGUGAUGUCAAAUUUUUCACGAAGAUUUCUUGUGAAAACAAAAUUUACACCAACCUGGACUUGGCUAUCCCCCUUGGAUUAGAAUUUAGGGAAUCGGACCGGUCUUCUGGGACUGCAUGGGUUCAAAUCAGGGCGGAUAAAGGUUAUCCGCCCUGGUUCAAAUCCCUCCGUUCACGUGUUUCUAUCAUUGUAAAUAUCACAUUUUUCUCCAGUUUUAAUUUCAUCGACAGUUCCAACUAUAUAAUCUGUAUAUAAUGUAAACUUCAUCUAGUAAACUCAAGUAAUUAGUGAGUCAACCCUAGCUUUCGUUCAGGACUCGAGUAUAUACAAUGCUAUAGGCCGUUUGCACGAUUUACUACUACGACUAUUUUACUAUUUUACUAUUUUACUACUACGACCAAAAUCCUUCAGGGUAUUGCUUUCUAAUGCAAAUUAAGGCUUUUGUUAAUUAAACCUCACUGGGGCUACCAAAUUUAAAUAUGAAAGGAAAGACGAAAUUAAUUCUGGCCUUAUUAAUAAAAAGACAUCAUCGUUCAAACGGCCCAUUGCUGACCUGUUCCAUGCCUUCAUUCAAAUGUAGAUCAAAAUCACUUUUCUCGCGUAUUUUAUAGUGUUCCAGCCUACAAUUUGUGCAGAUCGCUAUCAAGAGUAAACAACAACAGAAAACAAUCAGAAUCGCAGCCCACUCAUCACAAAGUGCUACGCCCCUUACCCUCCCUCCCAGACACUUUUACUGGAAAUGAACAAUGCAAGAAUAUCACAGUUCUUUUUGCUAAGCCAAUGGUAUUUUUCUUCUUAAUUUUUAUAUUAAAAUAAUACAUGUUUACUUCAAAGUUUUUGUAAAACGUUUUCUAUAUAUUAAAACUGAUAAUACUCUCACUAGCAACUCACUAGCCCAAUUUUUAUAUGAGGCAUAAUUCGCAGACUUAAUAGAGCACGUGCGCAAACAACUUUAAAAUAAGAUUGGUUUUUGAUAAGCGUAAAAUUUAUCAGCUUCGCUUUAUUGUACUGGCAUUUUUUAUUUCAUUGGCAUUGAUGUUUUGUACCUCGUAUAAUAUUAGUGAAUCGUCAUUCCAUGGUUUUAAGCCGUUUACUUUUGUUCAACAUUACAUGCCUCUAAAAACUAGUGUAACUGAAGACAUGAAUGAACAGUGCAAUGAACCGCACGUAUCAGACGUCCCAUAGCCUAACCCGCACGUGAGUCAGGGGCGGAUCUAGGGGGAGGGUGCAGGGGGCGCGCACCCUCCCCUGAGAUGACCUUUGGUUUUCUAAUACAAUUGGUAUUCUGCAAAAAAAAAAGAAACUAUGUGGUUUAUUGGUGUUGAAGUAGAGCAAGAGACGAGUGCACCCCCUCCUAAAAAAAAUCCUGGAUCCGCCCCUGUGAGUAUGCCAGAAUUGACUGAAAAAAGAAGUCUUCACUCACCUGCCCCGAUAGGAACACUCUCCUUGAACUCAACAAAUAUUUCUGCAGACAUUUUUGCGUUAACACGUCUAGGGGGACUAAGUCACCUCUUCAACCCUUGAUGACCCGGGUAACAGCAAAUGUCAGUAAUUCUUACGGCCAGGCCAGUCGGUAGUUCAGUGUUUUCUAUGUUUUGGGCUAAUGGUAAGAGCCUCUUUUUCUUCUUCUCUUAAAAUACCAAUAUGUUCCGCCCGGUUUAGAAUCAGUUCUGAUUCGCUUACUUCUGCUUCUCCUCGACCACGCUUUCCACUUAUUCCAAGACUGACAAGGCGCGAGGUCAUAUCUUGUUUGCACCCCAAGUGGACGCCGAAUAUCGGAUCCAACUCCACUCUCAGAACACGACGAUUCUUCCGUUGAAAACGAACAAUUUAUGAUGAAAGAUUUAAGCUAACCAUUAUCCAGCAAAGCAGGCAGUUUCUCGUCGGAAGGCUUACAUGACAAAUUAAAUAUAUCCUACAUGCAAGUUAAAACGCACUGAUCUUAUCACGGUAUUAUGUAAACAACAGUUUUUCGGUAGACGUCAGUAAUUAAACUCAAAUUUUGGAUUUUUCUUCUUAUCAUUUUACUAAUAGUAUUGUUCAGCAAAGAUAGACAAAGUAACGUCGAAUAAAUUCACAGGGGUUCGAUGUAGUGUGACACGAAAAAAAAAAAAGAUUUCGCGGGAAAAUUGGGCCAAUUUCAUUCCAUCAGUUGAUAUCUUUUUUUUAAAAUUAAAUGGGGACUUUAUCAAAAUUACAAUCUAAAAGCCACUAACAAGUGAAAGAUAUUCAACCUGAUCACCUUCUUGAAGACCCUGCUGAGGAUGUGUGAGCUCAAUGCCGAGAGAAGUUGAUGGAAAAAAAAUUCGUUGGUGAAAAUUUUCACGCUAUUUUAGUGGAACUUUCCAAGUUAGUAAUUCCGAGUUACUGAGAGAUACCAUUUUUAAGUUUGCUGCAUUUUAGCAAAGCUUUAAUAGGCUAUCAAGAAAAGUAACUUUCUUUAAAAAUAAACCCCGCACUUUUGAGAAAAUAACAGUGUGAAAAUGGCAGAAAUCUGGGUGUGGUUCAUUAACGACUUGGCGGUAAUAUCAAGUGCGGCAUGAAAGACAUGGAACUGGGACAAGUAUUGAAAAUGAUAUUUCAAUCGGUUUAUAAAAGGUUAAAGCUGUCAAAAAAAGAAAGGCAAUUUUUUUUCGCUUCGUGUUAUUUUAUAUAGGUUCAACAAAAGUUGGCCGAAAAUCAAGCCAUUUCAUGCCUGUGAAAGGCCCUGCUUUCAAGAAAAUUUUUAUCUUCAAAUUAAAAAAACCCACCAACUUCUGAAAAUACCACCGUUGAUAAUCUUUUCAGGUGGCUUUCCUAUGGUAAAAAGGUGGAGGUCAAACGCCGACCUCGAUCUUUUGCUCCUGCCCGGUUUUCUCUGACAAUAACACUUAAUACAGGUUGACAACAAUAGAAAUGACCAUUUCAGGUACUUUUUAGGUGUCCGCGUCCGCUUAAUAGAGGUGUCCGCUUAAUAAAGGUUUCACUUAAAGUAAAUAAGGGAAAUAAAUUUGGGGACUUCGGCUAGUGUCCGGUUAAUAGAGGGUGUCUGCUUAAUACGGGUUUCACUGUAUCGUUAAAACGGCGGCGUACGGGGUUAUAUUCACGAGUUGUUCGUGUCAAAACCCGGAGACAGAGGUCUGGUGAUGAACACUGAGUGAAACAGUCGUCAAAACUGACCUUCUUGGUUAUUUUGUUUGUCUGAAGGUUUUUAAAUCUAGGGGGCCUAUUUAAGAGUUUUUCAUUCCUGAGAAUUUAACAUGUUUGUAACAGAACUUGCAGGCCCGAGUUAUUUCAUCCAUUUCCAUUUUAGAUUGAACUUUUUUGUAAUUUACCGAAAGGUGCCUACAAAGAAAGCUUUGAGGUGUGUGUGAAAGGAGUGCUGAUUAGUGAUAGUCUGCUAGGACUCUGCUAGGGUUUACGUCAUGGAUACUUAGCAACCGAUCGCUUGCAUGAGACCAGGGUCAAGUACAAAUCUUCUGGUUGGUCGGUAAAAAUAAACCACUAUGUGCCGUACGUGUUGUUAUGAAUGCCCAGACUAAAGAUUCUCGCAAUCGACUAACAAUAGAAUCGAAAGGUGUGUUUCACAAAUUGCUCUCUGCUCGACAAACAAGGCAUUGUCUGCUUUGCAUUUAAACUUUGCGAUGGAGUCUCUCCUAAAAAACUUCAAAAAACAUGUCGACUGUUCGAUUUGCUUGGAUAAUUUCACCGGGCCGAAAACCAUAGCGUGUCUUCACACUUUCUGCUGUGAAUGUCUGAAGAAACACGCGCUUAUGAGUCAGAGAGAUGGUCAGUUUCGCUGCCCCGAAUGCCAGACACAAAUUGCCAUUCCCGAAGGGAACAGAUUCGAUCAGUUACCGACUAGUUUCCUCCAUAACAGCUUGCUCAGUCUUCUCGCUGUUCAACAAAGUGGCGAUGGAAAUGAUAUCACGUGCGGAUUUUGCAAGAAGAAGAAGGACGAAGCAAGCUAUUGUUUUGAAUGCGAAAAAAUGCUAUGUUGCGACUGUCUGAACGCUCACGAGGUGUUUAGAGAAGCUGCAUUCGCUGGACACAAGGUGACCAAAGUCAAACAGUUUCAAUCAGAAGAUUACGAAGCCUUGUUAAAGCGAAAGGCAUUCUGCACUGAGAAGUACCACGAGAAAGAAGUAACCAGAUUUUACUGUCGCGUCUGCCAAACUUGUAUUUGUCAAAUAUGCAUUUACAUGAAUCACAAGACUCAUGAAAUCGAGCUGCUAGAAACUGCAGCGGAUGAAGAAAGAGCUAAAAUUUUGGCGGGAGUUGAGUUGAUGAAGCAAAAACACCAAACUUGCAGAGACAUUAUCGGUCAAUUCGAGGAGACAGCAGCCAAUCUUGAAGCUAACAUGGCAACCGCUAAACGCCAAGUGUCUCAAUCAGCCGAGCAAAUGAUCGCUGUGAUUCACGAACGCGAGCGCGAGGCAAUUACCACGCUCGAGAACACAAGCGUGUCACGAAUGCAGAAACUGAAUGCCGUAAAGAAACAAGUUCAACAGCUAGAAAAACAGAUCAAACAAGCAGCAGAGUUUGCAAGUGAACUGGUUCAGAGAAGUUCGAAUGCAGACAUUAUAGGAAACAGAAGGAAUUUGCAGGAACGAUUUGAAGAGCUUCGUAAAACUCAAAUGCCCGCCCUGCCUGCUGGUUCGUUUGUAAAGUUCGUGUCAACUUGUAAGCUAGAUACUUUGAGUCUCGGCAUAAUAAAAUUAACCGAGACAGACCCAAACAAAUCAACAAUUGAAGGACUGAAACAAACUUUCCAAGCUGGCGUUGAAGCAGAGAUUUCGAUUUGCCCAAAGACAAGCGAAGGACAGAUCAGUAACAAACAACAUGAGGAUCAUGUCGAGGUUCAAGUGGAACCUUCUGACCAACUGGCAAGUUUGAUCAUCAACGAAGGGGAUGAUGAGGCAGACACAAAUUUCCGGGUGAAAUUUGUUCCUAAACUGCCGGGUGUUUACCACAUCUCAGCAAAGAUAAAUGGCGACAGCCUUUCUCAAAGUCCCUUCACUUUUAAGGUGCAGAAAAGAAAGCUGGAAUUUGAUGGUGAGUUACACUUGCAAGAUGAUAAAACUCUGCAAAAGCCAAUUGGUAUUGCAGUAAACGGCAAAGGAUUAAUUACCAUAGCAGACCAUGAGAAGAACUGUAUUCUAGUAUGUGAUAAAGAAGGAAAGAUUGUGCGACAAAUGGGUUGUAAGGGGGAGGAUCCUGGGCAACUGAGCGGUCCAGUUGGCGUGACAUUCAUUAAUGAUGAUGAGAUUCUAGUGACAGAUGAAUCGAAUCACCGAGUACAGCAGUUCAACGUGCACUCGGCGCAGAACUUUGUAAACAGCUUUGGACAGUAUGGGAAUGAAGAUGGGAAUUUUAAGUAUCCAACAAGUGUUUGUAUGGAUGAUGAAGGACGCAUAAUUGUAUCUGACUUUAACAACCACCGCGUUCAGGUUUUGACAAGGGAUGGUGCACCCAUUUUGAUAUUUGGAGAUAGCGGCCCGGAAAAACUUAACAAUCCUGUGGGCUGUGUCUGUUACAAAAACAUGUUUAUAGUUGCUGAUAGUUUGAACAGCUGUUUGAAAGUAUUUAAUUCUUCAGGGAACUUUCUGCGUAAGAUUGGAGAAAAAGGCAAUGCAGACGGACAGUUUUUAAAGCCGUAUGGAGUGUGUGUAGACCAACAUGGAAAUAUUUUGGUCAGUGACAAAGACAGUGGUCGCGUGCAACAGUUCACUAUAGAGGGUCAAUUUAUUGGGAAAACUGUUACCAAGUUAACAUGGCCAUGGGGUAUGGCUACAAUGCCUGAUGGUCGUAUUUUAGUUUGUGACUUCAGUGCCAAUAAGGUUAUUUUCUUGAAAUAA
Porites evermanni is the source of this 12107-nucleotide messenger RNA. NCBI's taxonomy places the organism in Eukaryota, Metazoa, Cnidaria, Anthozoa, Scleractinia, Poritidae. The record is from the annotation of a GenBank genome assembly.